This is a messenger RNA of Suillus bovinus, 732 nucleotides long. RefSeq lists its product as uncharacterized. Gene Ontology annotation, molecular function: carbon-nitrogen ligase activity, with glutamine as amido-N-donor. The record is from RefSeq and is a predicted model, not a curated record. The coding region runs from base 1 to 732 and encodes 243 amino acids. The transcript is spliced from 5 exons. Lineage: Eukaryota; Fungi; Basidiomycota; Agaricomycetes; Boletales; Suillaceae.
AUGAGUAAGCAAAGUGUUCUUGCUCACCAACGUUUUGCCAUAGAACUUCAGUAUCAAAUCCGUCAGAAUGCAGAUGCACUUGCACACAGCAUCUUUCUCGAGCAGGGAAAGACCCCUGCUGACACUCAGGAUAUAACCUUCUUCGUCUCCACACUCCAUCAAGUCUACGGCAAGAAUGCUUCGCAAGCGCCUUCCUUGACAUGGCAUUUCCACAGUUUUCAAAGUGUAUCCCAACCCAUCUCAUUUUGUCUACCGUACCGCAGUGUUCCUCGAUCUCGCACAUACUCCAACGUUAUAUUCGAACAUUCGGCUUCAUUGAUAAUGGCUGCUUCCUCACUACAAGCCCAUUUUGCCUCCUAUGACGAAGAGACACCAGAGGAUUCGAUGAAAAUAGGGCCGAAACUUUCAGACUCAGAAGCAAGGCAGAUUCUCCUGAUUAUAGGGACUUCGGGCAAGUUGUUAUUGAAACAUAUUAUUGCCAACCGUUCUUUGUUAGUUCCCUCUGUACUCGCAUGGGAACUUUCUCUUGAGGCUGUAUCGGAAGAUGAUAACGCCUCCACUCGAGCAUGGUGUGUUGAAGCCGUUGAAGCGCUUCCCGAAGAGGCGGAAGCAGUUCACCAAGGUAAUCCUCCAGUUCUCAACAAGCUGGUGGGUAAAGUCAUGCAGCUCAGCCGUGGACGUGCAGAUGUAAAAAAUGCACGUGUUGUGCUAGAAGAUGUUUUACGAAGAUAG